UCCCACGCAAAUUUCCAUCCCCACCCUUUCAUUCCCCCACGCAUCACAACUCACCCCCUCGCCCUCCCCUCGCCCUGGCCGCCGGCGAUGAGCGCGAAGCAGCUCUGCGACGCCCUGGCCGCCGCCGGGUUCGACAGCGACGUCCCGCUCGACCCGGAGAGCCUCGAGUCGGCGUUCCUCCAGGGGGACGACUCGCGCCGGAUGCUCGCGUGGGUCUGCGCCCGGCUCCGCCCCGCCAACGUCCUCUCCGCCACCGACCUUGCGCUGUAUGAGCAGCUUGAAAUGGAAGGGAAGUUAUUGGAGGGGGAGGACUUGGAUUUCGCCUUUGACAGCAUUUCAGCCUUCUCAGAUAAUGGAGAGAACAAGGAAGAUACAUUUUUUUGGGAAGAAAGUCUCGAAGACAUUCGCGACUCAAAGCAUGCACUUAGAGCUGAAGUUGCUGAUUUGGAAAAGCAGCUUGCUUCUCUGGAGUGGAAGCUUGAUUUACUUACAGCACAAGCUACCACCAUUACCCAGGGAAAGAAGUCCCGUUCAUCUGCUAAAACUUGCGCUAACAGACAACUUACUGGUUUAGAUGAGAAACUUUCUAAGAGAAGUUUAGAGAUGAAUGCAGUUCUUGGAAAACUUGCUGCAACCACCCAGGAGGUGUCUUAUUACCACUCAGAAGCUGAUAUUGGGGUCUACCUGUCAUACUGUGAUUUCCAGUCUUAUGUAAGCAAUAACUUGGCUUGUACCAAGGAACUAAACAAAUGGUUCUCUAGGAAGUUUGAGAAGGGACCACUCCAGCUUGUUGUCAAAGAAGACACGUCAAGAGGAGAUUCUGUGAACUCUCAUCAUUUCAUUGUUGAACUGAACCGAAUUAAUUCCAUAUUUGCUAAAAGUAAGAGACAGUACAUAGAAGCACAAAUAGAAUAUGCUAAAGAGGAGGCUAUUCUAUCAAAGCUGAGAACUCAAUUGGCAUCCCAACAGCCAUAUAUUCAUCAGGAUAGCCAUUCUCUAAGGAGGAAAAACUCUGAACUUGCUGAAGAACUUAAAGAUCUUUCCCUUCAAAUGCAGAAAUGCUUAUCUGAGACUAUUACAGGCCUGUGUGCGGACCUUGCUCUACUUGAGGGCGCAAAUAUUUUGCAAGGAGAUCACAAGUUGAAGCUUAUGCGCCAGGAAUGCUACAUAAGCCAUCAGAAGAAGUUCAUCAAUCAUCUGGUCAAUCAGCUUGUUGCUCAUCAGUUUCUGAAGAUAGCCUGCCAGCUCGAAAAACGGACAAAAAUAUCAAGUGCCUAUUCGUUGCUGAAAGCUAUAGAAUUGGAAUUGCAGAGCUACUUAUCAGUUGUCAAUGGCCGCCUGGAUCGAUAUCAUUCAAUUGAUCAAGCUGCAUCUGAAAUGUUUGAAGAAGGAUCUGUUGAUGACCGUGAUUCUUUUCUCCAUGCUGUGAGGGAUAUACUUAGCAGUCACUCAAGUUCUCAAGCAGUGCCACCAACAUAUGUCUCAUCAUAUGGUUUGAUCGAACAGAUAUCAGAGCUGCAAGAUGAACUCCACUAUCUUCAGCAUGAGGUUGAAAACGUUCUUCCACGUGAGCGAGGAAGAUGCGUUGACGAACUAUGCGGGAUGAUCCAGACAGUUGAGCAAAUUCUCUCUGUGCCCCUUUCAGAUGAGCAACCAAAACUGACACCAUGGCCUCUGGUGCAAUCGCUUCAAGAGCUGGAAAUAAUCAGCCAACAAGUCUCGGGUUCUGUUAAUGAAGUGACAGUGGCUCGAAAUGAAAAUGCAGAGAUCUUAAAACAGUCUUCACGCAACACGCAUCAGGAAAGGCGGGUGUUUGUCGAUUUCUUCUGCCACCCACGACGACUUGAAAAUCAAGUCAAAGAGUUGGUUUCUCGCGUUAGAGCUCUACCUGAGUAGUCUAGGUUUGGUUUGCCAAGGUCGGUGGACAAAAUUUUACCUCUGGUUCUCAAACCAGCAUCGGUAUCUCAUUGCCAAGUUCGUUUGUUUUUGUCAGGGUUUGGACGACUGGAAGUGCAGUCGUCUGCAAUCGUAUAUCCUCUUUCCGCUAUAGCAUCCAUACAAAUACAUGAACCAUAGUUUUACGAUAAAAAGAUAAGACGCUGAUGCUCGGCCUUACUGCUUAAUUCAUAUUUGUGACAAUUCCCUUUCUUACUGGCCGGAACUAUUUCUCUUCAAAGGUGAAUUCAUUUUUGUUACUGUGUUAUUUUGAGAAUAAAUUUCUGUAGUGUCUCUGUUACUA
This is a messenger RNA of Phragmites australis (common reed), 2239 nucleotides long. RefSeq names its product AUGMIN subunit 3-like. Gene Ontology annotation, biological process: spindle assembly; centrosome cycle. NCBI's taxonomy places the organism in Eukaryota, Viridiplantae, Streptophyta, Magnoliopsida, Poales, Poaceae. The transcript has 18 exons. Gene Ontology annotation, cellular component: centrosome; mitotic spindle; HAUS complex. The coding region runs from base 88 to 1896 and encodes 602 amino acids. The record is from RefSeq and is a predicted model, not a curated record.